This is a messenger RNA of Cylicocyclus nassatus, 237 nucleotides long. The record is from the annotation of a GenBank genome assembly. NCBI's taxonomy places the organism in Eukaryota, Metazoa, Nematoda, Chromadorea, Rhabditida, Strongylidae.
AUGUCCGGUGGAAGCGGUGUUCCUCUGUCGGAUCGGCUAAACAUGGAGAAAAACAAGCUGGACAAGAGCAUCAGAGACUACCGCAUAUUGCCGCAGUUUUCGAUGGUAACAACAAAUGCUGCUGGACGCACCGCAAUGCAUAAAAUGAACGGAGGCGGUCAUGCUGAAACGAAUGAAGGCGAAUUGAGCCGGAUCUGGCUUACUUUCCAUGCAUUGAAAAGGAUUGCAAGUACAUAG